This is a messenger RNA of Podarcis lilfordi (Lilford's wall lizard), 312 nucleotides long. The record is from the annotation of a GenBank genome assembly. Lineage: Eukaryota; Metazoa; Chordata; Lepidosauria; Squamata; Lacertidae.
AUGUUGUGCUUGUGCAGUGGUAUCUGCAUUUGCCUGCUGCUUGCCUUGCAGAAAUGGCUGUGUUUAUUCAUCCUGCAGCCUUAUCUUCCAGAUUUGCACAGUGGGGGCAGAGCAGAACCUUGGCUUUCUAACCCAGAUGCCUUAUUAUUCAGCAAGCUCCUGUUCAAUUCAGGUGUCCCAUUUGUUUUUUAUUCCCCAUUUCUGCAGUUCCUACUGGAAUACAGUAGUACUCCACGAAAUUGCAUGGCUCGACUUUUGUCUCGAGUGCAAACACACUUGCAAACAGCUCCUCUUUACAAGUUUCUUUUGUAG